CCGUGUUCACUGUUGUUCAGAGUUGCUAAAUUCUCAGUGGAAUUUCCCCUUGCAGUAGCUUCGCAAUUCAGAUCAUUGUUCCUUCGCUUCCGUCGAUACGGUUGACGCACCACCACACGCCAUUCCAACGCCCUGCCUCAUCGCGCUCGCGAACCGCGCCUCUAUAUGUUCCACAGGACCUAGAGCAAGGCUUUCGCAAAACGUCGCCACUGCCGGAACCCGUUCCGUUUUCCGUGGAAUCUUGCUUCAAAAGCUUCAACUGCGUCGCUCCUCAUCCCUUCGAUCUUCGAAAGAUAACCAGGUGUUCGCUCGUUCACAUUACCCAUACCAUCUUGGACAUUCCACCCUCCUAGACCUGCCGUUUAAUACGACAGAAUGGCCUCGAGAUCUACCGUGUACCGGCGAGGCGGAUCCAAAGACGCCUUUCAAUCACCGGCGAUGGCUCCCUCAACGGCGAUGAUGUCGACUCUGUCUCCUUACAACAUGGAAGCCCGAAGGAACUCGGACGUCUCAUCGUUGUCUCUUUCGUCGUUCACAACUUAUUCAUCCGACUACUCGAUGCCGCCAACUCCAAUUUGCGGACGAAGCCCUUUUAGCACUGAGAGCUUCGAAGCGACGACCCUUGAUCUGAUUCCUGAACAGUCGAUCCAUAUGCUUCCGAUUGACUUUCAUCAGAUGAAAGCAUCCAACUUUGAUCAGUCCUUGACCGGACCAUGGCCUUUCCCUGAUAAUUCGAACCAUAUGGAGCAGGCCUUACCCAUAAGGACGAACGAAGCUUUCCCAUCGCAUGCGAGUUACUUGCAGACGCAGACGGGAACCUACACUGGCCUGGAGACAACUACAGCCGCUGCAUCUCAUCCAUGGUGCGGCUCCGCUGGCCCUACAUACACAAACUUUGAUGGUCAUAUGGACGUAGACGUACUCGAUGUCGGCUCCAGUGGGUCAAUGCAUUCCAUGUGGCAUCUUCCAGUCCACCAAAUGCAGGAAGUAGCCCAACCAACAAUCGUACCGUGCGAAGCCAUGCUCAGCGAAGACUACGUUCACGUAGACACGGACCCCGAGAUGGUUUCAGACUCAUACGAUGACACAGACGUGCCGCUACCACCGUCGCCACAGCAUGUUGUGUUCAAACAGGAGUCAAGUCCAACUUGGGUCAAGCCGGAGCCUGAGUCAUCCGAGGAUGAGAGGUGCCUCAAGCGAUCUAUCUACGAAACGCGCACAGGUGGCAAGUCAGUGAAGAAGGAGCCGCGAUUGAGCAACGUGCCAAAGAGGAAGAUGAAGGUCAAGAAGCCAAAGUCGCGAUCCGUCCUUUGGAAGAUGGAGGAUGGAAAGAUCGAGUCGCACAUGGCUGCUGUGUUCCAAGGAGCGGACAACAAAUGGCAAUGGACCGAUCAACAACCCCGCAAGAAACUGUAUUGCAAGUUCCCAUACGAUGACGACGACGAGACCAUCGCAGACAACCAUCCCGAGAUUUGCGGGAAGUCCUUCUUGAGGCCUGAACAUCGACAGCGCCACCGGAAAACUCAUUGUCCCGACAAGGACUUCCCUUGUCUGCUUUGCGAAAAGAGCUUUAACCGCAACGACAACUGCUGGGCGCACGGAUUUACUCAUGUUCACCGACCAGGAAAGAAGGACGGCCGCAAUGUCAAGUUCUCACUUCGCCAAGUCAUCUCGGUGAUCUCAGACCCGAAACAUAUCGAGAAGUUGCUUAAUGACUGGAAGAAGGAGGUGGGUAGUGAUUACAACCCGGAGAUCGAGGAGGAUGAUCACCCCGAAUUCCAGGAAAAAGUGGAGCGAAACGGCAGGAUGGAGUACGUUUUCGUUUAUGAGGCACAGGAAGCGGUUGACAAGAUUCGCUCUCUUAGCCAGUAGGUGAUGUAAAGGCGAUGCUCAUACAGACUUUUAGGUCUUGGUUCGUCCGCAACAGCAGCGGUUGUUGUACAAAAAUAGCAUUUCAUUGUGUUGCGGGGAUUGGGUUGGCUCAUGUCUGUUUUUGCGAUACUGUUUUGCCUAGGCAUUCUAUCAGUAUUACGCUCUUCUUGUAUUUUAGCUAGUUUGCAUGUAUGCACGUAAUGUAUGAGGUAAUGACACACUUUUACG
This is a messenger RNA of Cucurbitaria berberidis CBS 394.84, 2100 nucleotides long. RefSeq lists its product as uncharacterized. The transcript has 2 exons. The coding region runs from base 376 to 1872 and encodes 498 amino acids. NCBI's taxonomy places the organism in Eukaryota, Fungi, Ascomycota, Dothideomycetes, Pleosporales, Cucurbitariaceae. The record is from RefSeq and is a predicted model, not a curated record.